AUGAUAAACAAGAAUAAUGAAUGUCUAAGAUCUCCACAGAAGAUUGCUAAUGCUUUUAGUGAGUAUUAUGAAAGUCAGACAAGGAUAGUUAACCUUAAGCAAGCGAAAGAAACACACCUGUAUAACAUUAAAAGCCCGUGCAAAAAGAGCGAAGCGCCGCGAGAUUUCAAAGUUUCAUCAACAGAGAGCGAAGGACAUUAUAAAAAAUGUGUUUUGUGCUACACGGUGAAAAAAAACUUCUAUUGCGCAGAAUGUGUAAGAAAUGGAAACUUUGUACAUUCUUCGAUGCCUUACUCUGAUAGAUUUGCUGAAAAGCAGGCGAAAUUAAUGCGCCUUAAAAUAAACAGACAGCAUGUUUUAGACAGAUGUGAAAAGUUAUUAGCACCAAAAAUUAAAAAAGAUAUUCUUCUCACAGAAAUAAAGUUAUCCAGAGAUAAGCUGGACUUACUAAGACUGGCAAUAGAACAAAGAAGAAGUAUCAUAGACACAAAGCGGAAGGAGCUAGCUGAUACAACAAGUUAUAAUAAUGAAUUAAGGCUAAAACUUCCAAGAUAUCAGAAGAGAGUGACCAGUUUAGGCAGACAUGCUGAAAAUCAGCGAAUAGAACUACAAAAUAAAAUGAGUACUUAUAAUGAUCAAGCUCAAGCCCUUGCAGCAUUGAGGAGGUCAAGAAUACGACAAUUCACCAAGUAUAUCUUUCCAGUUUAUUUGAGUUAUGAUUCUAGUGAUAGUAUAGAAGAUUUAGAGUUUGUGGGUGAAGAUGCAGAAGAAGAGCCCCCGCGACGACCGCAGUUGCACAUUGUUGCACCAUGGAUUGAUGCUGAUGGGGAUUGUUCACAUAUACAAGCUUGGGUGGCGCAGAACAAGGAGGCUGCGCUGAGCGGCGAGCCGGGACGUAACCCGGCGCAGUGCGCGGGCGCGGCGCUCCUGCUGGCCGCGCAGCUGUCGGCGCUGCUCGCCUGGACGCUAGACCUGCGCACGCCGCAUGCCAUCUCGCUCAGGUGCACCUUGUAG
Parnassius apollo (apollo) is the source of this 1014-nucleotide messenger RNA. Lineage: Eukaryota; Metazoa; Arthropoda; Insecta; Lepidoptera; Papilionidae. The record is from the annotation of a GenBank genome assembly.